Magnusiomyces paraingens is the source of this 396-nucleotide messenger RNA. RefSeq lists its product as uncharacterized. The record is from RefSeq and is a predicted model, not a curated record. Gene Ontology annotation, molecular function: RNA polymerase II complex binding. Bases 1 to 396 code for a protein of 131 amino acids. Gene Ontology annotation, biological process: transcription elongation by RNA polymerase II. NCBI's taxonomy places the organism in Eukaryota, Fungi, Ascomycota, Dipodascomycetes, Dipodascales, Dipodascaceae. The transcript is spliced from 3 exons. Gene Ontology annotation, cellular component: transcription elongation factor complex.
AUGGGAAAACGUAAGAAAAGUUCAAGAGGACCCGUCAAGAAGAUCAAACAGAAGUUAGAUGUGACAUUUGCGUGUCUGUUUUGUAAUCAUGAAAAUUCCGUGACUGCGAAUCUUGACAAGCAAAUGGGCAUUGGCACUCUGACAUGUAAAGUAUGUGGUCAAAACUUUCAAGCAUCAAUCAACGUAGCUCUAUCGGAACCAAUAGAUGUGUACUGUGAAUGGGUAGACGCGUGCGAGGCCGUUGCGAAAAAGGGUCAAUCUGGGGAUGAAGAAGGAGAAGGAGAAGGACAUGACUCGGACGGGUACGGUGAAACUUCAUCGCGGCCGUCGGGCAGAGCAGGAAGCAGGCCCUCCGCGCUGUCUGAUGAAGAAGAUGACGAGGAAGACUUGUUUUAA